UCUGAUAGUUUGCAUUUUGACUUUCUAAAAGUCCUGUUAUUACUUCUAUAAUAAUGGAUUCUAACAAUUUCCUUAUCACAAAUGCUAAACCAACUGAUCCAUAGUUUUCUCCUUUCUGCCUCUGUCCUUUUCUGAACAAGGGUGUUAUGAUAGCACUUUUCCAAGCCACUGAGACCAUUCCUGUAUCUAGGGAAUUUUGGAAUAUCAACUGUCUGAGACUAAAUGAAAUUGUUUGUAAACCUGGUGUCAUAUUUGACCCAAGCUGAGCCUCCAAUCACACUAUUUAUGUUAUCAUUUAAGACUGUCUUUUGUGUCAUUCCUGUGUUAGCUCAUCUAUUGCUAAAUCCGUCUUGUCAUUGUUGUCCUCGACUAUUGCAAUGUAUUCCUGACUGGACUCCCACAUUCUACAUUCUUUUAAUUCCUCUUGAUCUUAUCCAAAACUCAGUCUUUGACUUAAAUCUGGGCAAAUCCCUUUCGCCUAUCACUCAUUUGUUUAUAGACCUACAUUUUAAAAUUCAAGCUUGUUAUCAAAUCUCUCUGGCUUCCCCUCUUUGUACCUCAUUGAGCUCCCCCAGUCCCCCUCUGAGAUAUUUGCUGUCUUUUAAUUCUUGCCUCUUGAGUAUCCCUAAUUUCUGCCUCUUUGAUUUUGCUACAUUCUUUCACUUGAAUUAACUGUUCUAAAUUCGAGUUGCUGAUUCAGACUCCGUAUUCUGAGUCAAGAGUCUUCAACUGGUUAACAAGACAAAAUGUUACAUGUGCUGUAGAGGAUGCUGUGCUCUUCUUGUUCUGUAAUAACUGUAAAUUGUGUUGUAAAUGAAUGGUGAAUACUUUUUUUUGCCACUGAUUGCAGGAUCAUGCAGUUCAAGUGGAUUUGUUCUUUCGAUGGAGAUGCUAAGGGGAAGAGGAACAGGGAGCUUGAUCCGAGUGUUGAUGCUCCUGUCUUAAAUUGUCAAGUGGCAAAAUUUGGUCGUCCUGAUUUGGGAGAUUAAACCCAAUGUGGUUAUCAUGAUAAAGAGCUGAAACUAAAAGAUGAAGAAUGUGAGCGAUUAUCCAAAGUUAGAGACCAACUGGGCCAAGAAUUGGAAGAACUUACAGCUAGUUUAUUUGAGGAAGCUCAUAAAAUGGUACGAGAAGCAAAUGUCAAACAAGCAGCCGCAGAGAAACAGUUAAAAGAAGCACAAGGCAAGAUUGAUGUACUGCAAGCAGAAGUGGCAGCGUUGAAAACACUAGUCCAGUCCUCUUCACCAACAUCACCUACAAAGGAACUUCAGCCAAAUGCAAAAGCUCACUUUAAAAAGGGACAUGUUCGAAAUAAAAGUACAAGUGCAAUGGCCAGCAGCAGCCAAGAAUUGAAUGUGAUGCAGCCUAUUGUACGAGAUUGUAAAGAGGUUGAUUCGCUUCUAUUCGGUGAAUUUAAAGCCUGGAAAGAAGAACCUACAAUCGAUAGAACUUGCUGCUUUUUAGACAGAAUCUAUAAAGAAGAUAUAUAUCCUUGCUUGACGUUUUCAAAAAGUGAGAUGGCUUCAAUGAUUCUUGAAGCUGUUGAAGGUAAUACACUUAGUAUUGAACCAGUUGGAUUUCAGCCCCUACCUGUUGUGAAAGCAUCUGCACUCGAGUGUGGAGGACCCAAUGGAUGGAGAGCUGAAAUUGCAACGUAA
Messenger RNA from Rhincodon typus (whale shark), 1658 nucleotides. RefSeq names its product RAB3A interacting protein (rabin3). The transcript has 7 exons. NCBI's taxonomy places the organism in Eukaryota, Metazoa, Chordata, Chondrichthyes, Orectolobiformes, Rhincodontidae. The record is from RefSeq and is a predicted model, not a curated record. Gene Ontology annotation, cellular component: Golgi to plasma membrane transport vesicle. Gene Ontology annotation, biological process: exocytosis. The coding region runs from base 1122 to 1658 and encodes 178 amino acids. Gene Ontology annotation, molecular function: guanyl-nucleotide exchange factor activity.